Acromyrmex echinatior (Panamanian leafcutter ant) is the source of this 2458-nucleotide messenger RNA. RefSeq lists its product as hypothetical. The record is from RefSeq and is a predicted model, not a curated record. Lineage: Eukaryota; Metazoa; Arthropoda; Insecta; Hymenoptera; Formicidae.
CGUAAGAUUAAUGAUCUUGACCCGUUUCUUUAUCAUUCAUGGAAAUUUCUUUCAUUCGUGUGCAUUAUUCAUUCUCAUCUUGGCAGCUCUCCGUUUUGUUUAUCGUUAAUAAACAUAAAUACGGAAAUAAAAUUAAAUCACUCAAGACGAUUCGCGCGUUUCCUCUACAACAAAACGGAUGAUUAUCUUUGCAAUGAGUGAACGCGCCAUGAAACUAUAUAUACAUAUAUAAAACGAGCCUUUUCAUACGCAGUUUAUUCGAACGUGUGAAUUCAGGAAGUGACAAUAAAACCACAACAAAUUCUUCGCAUAAACGUUGCAACAGGAAGUAUUCAGGCAUAUUCAAGUCGUCCAAACAAUCAUUGUUGAUCGAUUGCAAAAUCGCCGCGCUCGCUAAAGAGCCUGGCGGCUUAUCAUAUAAAUAUAAGGUCAAGAAGAAGAAGAGGAUCGAGAAGAAGGAGAAAGAGAGAGUACUAUCGUUGGAGACAGAUAUGAGGUCCUUUCUGAGCCUAGGAGCAGCCUUGCUCCUGACGAUAGUCAUCAUCCGGUCAUGCAAAUCAGAAUAUACGUGUGGACAUUUAGGCUCAGGCACUAACGCGUGCAAAUGCGGGGAAAUAGUGGUGAAAUCAGCGAAGGUGCAAAAACCGCUGUUCUACGCGUCGCCGGAAGCAAUCAACGAAGCUGCAGUGGCACGCGAAGCGGUUGGAAGAUUGUCCGUGGGAACGGAUCGGUGGCAGUCUGAAAACCUGGCAUCUAUUCCCAAAUAUAAAUCAUAUAUCGAUGGACCGUUUAGCAGCAGCAGCAGCAGCAGUAGCAGCAGCAGCAGCAGCAGCAGCAGCAGUAGCUCUUCAAGGUCCUCGUCUUCCAUCGGAAUUCUUGGAGGACCGAUUGGCGGAAGCAACGGUCACUCACCCUUCACUUUUGUCUCGGAUAGAGUUACUUCCAAUUGCGGAUGUGGAAAGAGUCAUUCCGAAUCUCUGGAGGUUCGCGAUCUCCUAUCCUCUAAUAUUGAAGGAAAAGUCGUGCCCAGUUUUCCACCGAUUGGCGAUCUGUGUUACCCGAGCCCGCCUAGCAGUAAAUUCCAGGUGACCACCAAAGUGACGCCUGCAUAUCCUGGUAAAAUCAAAUGCGGCCCUCCUAUUCCUUACAAGGUUUGCGUGAAAAUACUCAAUGGACAGAUCGACGAGGCUGGAUUGAGGGAACUCGGUUUAGCGACCGGUGGAUCAAUCGGCGGGAGCGCGAGUAUUUUCGACAAAUAUAUUUCUAACGAUGUAGCCAAGUUGGCUACGCGAUACGGAUCGCACGCGAGUGCCGGCGCGGGUUCGACCACGUAUGGAUCGUAUUCGGGUGUUAACGCGGGUUCGACCACGUACGGAUCGUAUUCGGGUGCUAACGCGGGUUCGACCGCAUACGGAUCGUACGCAGGUGCCAAUGCAGGCUCGACCGCGUACGCGGGUAUCGGACGAUCGAGUAACGUCGAGACGAUCCAAGGAUCGAGCAGAUCUACCUGUGAUUUUGGCGAUGAUGCAGAGCUUCCCGAAGACUAUUCGUAUCCUCGACUACCAGCGGAUCCGGUGUCAGUAACUUUAGCGUAUAAGAAUUUCUUCCCGCGUACCGUCCACUACAAUAAGAGAGCAUUCGUGCCGGAAGACAAGCUGGCAUUCGGUCAUCGAACCGUGCCGACCGAGUCGACAUCUAGCAAAAAUGUGCCGGAUGUUCCCGAGGAAAAGCUUCAAAUCCUCAAGAAACCCAUUGUAGAGUUGAAGCCGAUGCCACAGACUCCUACCAUCAUCGGCGCUUACGAUGAGCACGAAGAAGCAAAAUUAGCGGAGCUCGAGGCCAUUGAGCGCGAGAAGAUAAAUCAGGAGGAGAUCGCCGAACGGCUGCAAGAGAACUUCAUUACGUACGGAGACCUAGGAUACGCGCCAAUCAACAGGCCCUCAUCGGCAGAUCCUGUUGGCGCAUUCAAAAACGUGGAAGACGAUACCCGCGGAGCAGACUGCGGUCCGGUAGGACCACCAGAUCCCGAUUACGUUCCUGGCAGCGUCGUGAUCAAUCGAGAAGAAAUCGUGGGAAACGGAGAUCAAGUCGAAGAUGACUUCCUGAGAAACAACGACAGUUCAGACAUCUACGUUCGUCAUUAUGACGAAAUUAGCGACGACGACGACGAGGAAUAUGAUAACAACGAGCCCAUGUCCGGCAUAUUCGCCAGACUGAAAAGUGUCGCCCGAAAGCACGGUCGUUCGUCAUCCUCAUGUGGAACCGUAUGAUCUUUCGAACGAUAUGAAGUGCGUAAAAAGGAUUCGCCUUAUUGACGAUUCGCGAUUAUCGAGAUGAAUCUUUAUUGAUUCUGAACGCGCGAAGACGUGGACACUCUCCAAAAUAUUACACUAGUCCCAGUCCUGUGUCUUUGUGAUGUUAUUAUUAUAAGAUAAUAUAGCAUUGUGCGAGAAUCAAA